This is a messenger RNA of Carica papaya (papaya), 2247 nucleotides long. Its product is annotated as putative xyloglucan galactosyltransferase GT14. Gene Ontology annotation, molecular function: glycosyltransferase activity. The record is from RefSeq and is a predicted model, not a curated record. Lineage: Eukaryota; Viridiplantae; Streptophyta; Magnoliopsida; Brassicales; Caricaceae.
UAAUUAAAGUUCUCCGUACUUGGGAAUGGGGAAAAGAAUUAAUAGGAAUUUACCGAAUGAUAUGAGGAUUUAAUGGAGGAAAAUCAACCUUUUUUUCUAUGUUCAGCUUCAUCUUUGUAUGCUCCGUAAUGAUUUUUCGAUCAAACCACUGUAAUUAAGUUACGAGCUUUUUAGAUGUUUGAUCUCCAUAGCUCCUGAAGCGUCGGUUAUUGAGAAGGACGAGGAGGAAGACGACCCAGUGCAUUUACUUUUUUGUCUCUACCCAACAAAAGUAACGGACGUUUGCUCCCUCCGUUAACUUUCUGCGCUAAUCCAUACACUCAAUCGAGUUUCAGUCCCUGAAAUUCGGGAACUGCUUCUUCUUCUUCUUCCUCUCCAUCUAUAAUCAUUAGGCGCUUCUCCUGCGAUUCCAAGACAAAACCCAGGUCUCUCUCCGUGCCCUUUCGUCUAGUUCAUGGAGAGACGAGAGUAAUUACAUAGAGGCAGGUUCUUCUUCUUUCUUCUUAUAUGUGGCUCUAAGACUGUUUUCAGAAGCGAAAAUUACUCGCACAGGAGCUCGUCGAGGUCUGAUGGAGAAACCCAUCGGUGGAAAAUGCUGCAACAGUCAUGUCUGGUCUGUUGUUCUUGUCUCUUUUGUCCUCUGUUUAAUCUUGCUCUGCUUUGAUUACUCAGCUUUAACUGGUGAUAACAAUGGAGUCCCGUUCUCAGAUACCAGUUAUGAAAAAUCCCUCAAUACCCAGAAUUCUUUUACUCAUAAUCUCACUAAAAAUUCCUCUAUUCACACCAUCUCCGAGUUACCAAAAAACCAAAAUAACGUGGAUGACUGCUUCGGUAGAUAUAUCUACAUUCAUGACCUCCCCAGCCGUUUCAAUGGCGAUUUGCUCAAUAACUGCAGGUUACUCACCAGAGGAACUGAUAAGAACAUGUGUCCAUACUUGGUCAACACCGGUCUAGGUCCUAAAAUCGAAGACACCCAGAUGGUAUUAUUGAACGAUAGUUGGUUUUUAACAAAUCAGUUUCUGUUAGAAGUAAUUUUUCACAAGAAGAUGAAAAAUUACGAGUGCCUGACGAAAAAUUCUUCACUCGCGUCCGCCAUUUUUGUACCGUUUUAUGCUGGGCUCGACAUGAGCAGAUUCCUUUGGGGUUUCAACAUUUCAGUGCGAGAUUCCUCCGCGCGAGAUCUCGUCGGCUGGCUUGCAAAGCGGCCGGAGUGGAAAACAAUGUGGGGAAGAGACCAUUUCUUGAUAGGAGGAAGAAUAGCUUGGGAUUUCAGAAGACAAACAGAUAAUGAAUCUGAUUGGGGAAGCAAGCUCAGAUUCUUGCCUGAAUCACUAAACAUGUCGAUGUUAUCAAUUGAAUCUAGUUCUUGGAAUAACGACUAUGCAAUUCCAUAUCCAACCUGCUUCCAUCCUUCCAAAGAUUCGGAAAUUUCAGAGUGGCAGCAGCGAAUGAGAACCUUUUCCCGGCGGUUUCUCUUCUCUUUCGCCGGCGCUCCGAGGCCGGAGUACCGGGAUUCCAUCCGAGGAAGAAUCAUAGACCAGUGCCUCGCGGCUAAAAAUCACUGCAAGCUUCUCGAUUGCAACUACGGCGCCACAAACUGCGACAACCCAGUUAAUGUAAUGAAGGUUUUUCAAAGCUCUGUUUUCUGCUUACAGCCUCCCGGAGAUUCCUACACCAGAAGGUCCAUUUUUGACUCGAUUCUCGCCGGAUGCAUCCCUGUUUUCUUCCAUCCCGGCACGGCUUACGCUCAAUACAAAUGGCAUUUGCCCAAGAAUCAUACGAAAUACUCGGUUUACAUCCCGGUAAGGAGCAUAAACGAUUGGAAAAUCGACAUUACUGAGACCUUGCUUGGAAUUUCGGAGGAGAGAUUGGUGGGUCUGAGAGAGGAGGUUAUAAAGCUUAUUCCGGGAAUAGUUUACGCCAGGUCGAGAUUGGAAAAGUUUGAAGAUGCAUUUGAUUUGGCGGUGAAGGGAAUAUUAGAGAGAAUUGAGAUGGUUAGAGGAGUAAUCAGAGAGGGAAAGGAUCCAAGUGUUGGUUUUGCUGAUGGAGAUGAUUAUAAGUAUACAUUUUCUCUUUAUGAAGAAGAUGAAGUAUGAAAUUAGGGUUGUAUCAGUUGAUAAACAUAUCAGUAUACAUACAGUAUUAUAUCUAUCUUCUUUUGCAGACCUGCCAAUACUCUUUAUCACCCAGUUUUCCGUUCUGUGAGAUUGAAUGAUAUAUUCUGGCAUCGUCGAUUACAUGUGCAAA